Erigeron canadensis is the source of this 1973-nucleotide messenger RNA. Its product is annotated as chlorophyllide a oxygenase, chloroplastic-like. Gene Ontology annotation, cellular component: chloroplast. The transcript has 9 exons. Gene Ontology annotation, molecular function: 2 iron, 2 sulfur cluster binding; iron ion binding; chlorophyllide a oxygenase activity. Bases 89 to 1711 code for a protein of 540 amino acids. The record is from RefSeq and is a predicted model, not a curated record. Lineage: Eukaryota; Viridiplantae; Streptophyta; Magnoliopsida; Asterales; Asteraceae. Gene Ontology annotation, biological process: chlorophyll biosynthetic process.
AAAAAAUAUCUAUCUAUCUUGUCCUACUACGUACAUAAUAAUGACACAAUUUCUCAAUCUCAAAUUUUGAAACACCAACAUAAUUAUUAUGAAUGCAGCCAUUGUUGGUGCAGUUCCGUUCCCUCUUUUAUCUCCUUCAUCCAACUUCAAAUUGAAACUCAAAUUCACCACCUCAAAGAGUUUCAAAGGAAGAUUUGUGGUGUUUGCCACAUCAAGUAGUGGGGAGGAAAAUGGAUUUGAGGAGGAUAAGAAAAAUUCAUGGAGCAACCUGUUUGAUGUUGAGGAUCCAAGGUCUAAAUUAGUACCAGUUGAAAGAAAGUUUUUGGAUGUUAAUCAAGCACUUGAGGUGGCUAGAUUUGAUCUACAGUAUUGUGACUGGCGUGCUCGACAAGAUCUUCUUACAAUCAUGAUUCUACAUGACAAGGUUGUAGAUGUUUUAAACCCUCUUGCACGCGAGUACAAAUCCAUUGGGACGUUGAAGAAGGAUCUAGCAGAGUUGCAAGAAGAGCUUGCUCAAGCACAUAAACAGGUACAUACAUCAGAAGCAAGGGUUAGUGCGGCUUUAGAUAAGUUAGCAUACAUGGAAACCUUGGUCAAUGACAAACUUUUGGAGGACAAAAACACGGUAGCAUCAGACACCACGGCUUUAUCUCGUGCUACUUAUACUCCAUCUUCUGAGACUGCUGAAAGUAAAGCCGAACGGAAAAGCAUAAGGGUGUCUGGUCCAGUCAAACCGUACCAUCCUCGUUUGAAAAACUUUUGGUACCCUGUGGCUUUCUCUAGUGACCUGAAGGAUGACACAUUGAUACCGAUAGACUGCUUUGAAGAGCCUUGGGUGUUAUUUCGUGGGAAAGAUGGCCAACCAGGAUGUAUAAAGAACACAUGUGCGCAUAGAGCAUGCCCCCUGGACUUGGGAACUGUGAAUGAGGGUCGCGUGCAAUGUCCCUACCAUGGGUGGGAGUACUCUACAGAUGGGAAAUGUGAGAAAAUGCCUUCAACAAAAUUUGUCAAUGUGAAGAUAAAAUCACUUCCGUGCAUUGAAAAAGAACGAAUGAUAUGGAUCUGGCCUGGAACUGAACCUGCUUCACCUUCUAUACCUUCACUACAACCACCGCCUGGAUUCCAGAUACAUGCUGAGAUUGUCAUGGAAUUACCGGUGGAGCAUGGACUACUUCUUGACAACCUUUUGGAUCUUGCACAUGCGCCUUUCACCCACACUACCACUUUUGCAAAGGGGUGGAGUGUUCCAAGUUUUGUAAAGUUUUUGACCCCUGAAACUGGGCUUCAAGGAUACUGGGAUCCAUAUCCAAUCGAUAUGGAGUUUAAACCGCCUUGUAUAGUUUUAUCAACUAUUGGGAUUUCAAAACCUGGAAAACUGGAGGGUCAGAGCACCAAGCAGUGUGCAACACAUCUACACCAACUACAUGUGUGCCUACCAUCAUCAAGAAAUAAGACAAGACUAUUAUACAGAAUGUCACUUGAUUUUGCACCCAUUUUGCAACACAUGCCUUUCAUGCAUGUCCUUUGGAAGCAUUUUGCAGAAAAGGUUCUAAACGAGGAUUUAAGGCUUGUGCUUGGCCAACAAGAAAGAAUGAUCAACGGGGCUAAUGUUUGGAACUGGCCAGUAUCAUAUGAUAAGUUAGGAGUUAGGUACAGGUUGUGGAGAAAUGGCGUCGAGAAAGGAGUAAAACAAUUACCAUUCAGCAAAUGAACAUAUCAACAAGUUUUUGGAAUUGGUUCAACACUUUUAUGUGAUUUUCCUCAAAUCAUUCUUGAAAAGUCAAAAAAUACAUGCUCAAACACAAAUUUCUGCAAAGUAUGACAAGUUGAAAGCUGUGAUUUCAAGCAAAAGUGGAAUGGCUGCCAUGGCAUGGAUGAGAGAUUGUAAAAACAAAACAAAUUAUAAGACACCCUUUUUGCUCAUUAUGUACAGUCCUGAUUAAAGUUAUAUUAUGAUACAGCUUGUGAAAUAA